Phaedon cochleariae (mustard beetle) is the source of this 1719-nucleotide messenger RNA. Lineage: Eukaryota; Metazoa; Arthropoda; Insecta; Coleoptera; Chrysomelidae. The record is from the annotation of a GenBank genome assembly.
CUUGAAGCGAGCGUCAAAUGUUUUGUUAUUACAAACGGCGAUGGACCUAAAACCGAUGUGCCUUUAGCUUGAAUAUGAUCUGAAGAAGACAAAAUAGUGCCUAUAUUUGGAAAAAUGGCACCAUCUUUGCAAACUCUGAAGAGGGGAAGUAUACAAGUACAAAGGGCAGCAAAAGUAGUAAAUGAUCAGAUCGGAUCCAGACAAGUGCUAUGCAUCUUCGUGGUCACUGGUUUCGUGCUAUGUGGGGUAGUGGAACAGAGUGCUUCAGUAGCUCUAAGAGCAAACAGCACGUCGAGCUACUCAGCUCACGAGUUUGCUGAGUACGUGGAGAACACUAGCUACAUCACCAGAUACUGCCAGCCACCAUCUCAGAAUGGCAGCAGCAAUACAGUCCAUGUGGUCAGGUCCAUACCGCAUAUAGAGAUUCCAAUGACUCGCACAGACAAAACAGAGUCAGUUCUCAGACAAGCAUUCAUGUGGGGGACCCUAGUAUCUCCCCUAGCUGCUAGUAGGAUAGCGGCCAGGGUGGGAGCAGAAAGACUUUUUGGAGCCGGAGUACUGGGUUCAGGAGUGGUAGCCAUGAUGGUACCCGCCACCUGGUUAACAGCCUUUCACGUAGUCAUCAGAUUUUUCCAAGGAGUAUUCAUGGGAGCUACAUGGCCAGCUGCCCAUAUGUUGGCAGUGACAUGGAUAAAGCCUAAGCACAUCAGUGGCUUCAUAUCGCUAUAUGCAGCUGUGAAUUUUGGUUAUGCAGUUGUGGGCAUCUUAGGUACGAUGUUGGUCCGUAAGCUUGGCAGAGAUUGGCUUAGCUACGUCAUAUCUUUAUGCUCCUUUCUUUGGUAUUUUCUAUGGUGGCGAUUCGUGGAUCAAUCUUUGGCUCCCAACCGACCAAAAAGAGAUGAACAUAGGCAUCUUCCUUGGAGAAGCCUUCUGACUUCUAAGCCUGCCUGGGCUUGUGGAAUAGCUGUAAUUGGUAGCCAAUGGGCAGAUGCUACACUUAUGUUGGGUGUUACGAAAUAUCUGAAACUUGUGUACGGGUUUUCAAUUGAAUAUGAGGAUAUUUUGCAGUCUCUUCCACACAUUGGUCAUUUCAUUGCUGCCAUUACGUUUGGAAUAGUAGUAGAUCAUGUAAGAGAAUCAGGAUUGGUGUCAACAACUACUUCCAGAAAAUUCUUCGUUUAUCUAUCUCAUUUUCCGCCUGCUGCUCUCAUGUUCGUUUUGGGAUAUACAGGGUGUGAUCCUGCUGCCCCAGCUGCCCUUUAUACAGCAGCUUUGGCAAUGACUGGGGCCACAGCUGCUGGUGUUUAUUCUAGUGCUGCUGAUAUUGCUCCUAAUUUUGCAGGUACUGUUUUUGGGCUCUGCCAAACUGUUGGAGCUGCUGGAUUAUUAGCUGCAAACUAUGUAGUAUCUGAAGGACUUCAUGGAUCUUUCGCGGGCUGGUGGCGUUUAGUUUUCGGAGUUUCCUCUGCAGUUCUUUUGCUGACUGCCGGGGCCUUUAUGGCCAUGGGGAGCGGUUCCAUACAGGACUGGAAUGCACCAGGUGACAAUGAGUCUAUCGUAGAAGCAGUAGAAGAGCCGUCUAGAUUAGAAUCUGUUUUGGAAUGAAAAAUGUUACCUACGUUCACCAUCUUUAAUUGUAUUAAAUAUAUAUCUAGAACAAUCACACUGUAAUAUUUGCCUGAACCAUCAUAAGCAUUUUUGCCGCCCUACUUAUUGUUA